GUUAAAUUUAGGGCGAUGAGUGUCGAGAGUGUUCCCGCGUUUACCGAUUGACCUCCACUCUUUGGUAAAAAGUCCACAGUAAUGGAAAGUUAAUCGCGGCGAUUUACACAGAUGCCACGUGGCACGAACGCUUUCUUUUUCUUCCUCGUGUUGAUGUUAUUUUUCUUUUGUCCCCUUUUCCUCUUCACAAGGCGCGAUUUGAGUCGCCUCGCAUUUCAAACCCUUCUUCUCCGGCGUAAACCUUUGCUCUAUCUCUCGUUAAAAACCCUAGUUUCGUCUUCAGCUUCGUAUUUAGAGAUGCUUCCACACUCGUACACCGUCGAUUCGCUUUCGCAAUCUCAAGACCUAGCUUCGGCUAUACUCUCAGCUUCCACGCCGUCGAAUAUCUCCGCUGCUUGUUCUUCCGUCGAAUCGUUUCUUCACUCACAUACGCCUGAUCAGUGUCGUCAUUUCUUCUCUGUUACUUUUCCGAGUUUAAUUUGUAAGAUCUUCGGUUUCGGCGACGCGACCGCGGCAUCUCCGGCACCGUCUUCGUCGCUGCGGCCGAACGGUUGGAUCGAUGUAAUCUCGGCGGCUAACGAUUUGGAUUUAGCGGAGAGAGUAUUUAAUCUCUUAUCCCCCAGUGGAAUACUCAUGAGCUCAAUCUUUGCUGUUGAUAAGUUAGCUCUUGUUAAGUACGUUUUUCCGACCGAACGUUUACCGGAAUAUGCUCGAUUCAUGCUCUCCAGCGAGAAGGAUCGAAGCGCGUUAUCUAAUCUGUGUCCCUUUUUGAAAGGUAAAAUUGAGGAGGAUUCACUUCGUGGUUCAUUGUAUGAAGUUAGGCUAAAUGUUUUUGAGUAUUACAUGUUUUGGCUCUCUUAUUAUCCGGUUUGUAGAGGAAACAAUGAGAGUUCAGCUGUGAAUCCUAUCCAAAAGAGAAAGAUGUUUAAGCUAGAGAAUUGGACACUUAUCAAAGGUUUUCCAGGGAGUAACAAGCGUGAUUCUGAUCAGAAAUUGGAGUGUAAUCUCUACUUAAGGCUUCUUUACUCUUAUCUGAAAGCAUUUGUUCCUGUUUUCGACUUAAACGCACACCAGCCUUAUCGUAGCUCUCUUUUGCAUUACGGAAAUGGGUAUGAUGGGUCAGUGAUGACAAGAGCUGAGUUCUUGGUGAAUGUGUUCGUGCAUUAUUGGCUUGUGGAGAAUGACUUCUCACCGUUUCCUGUUGUUACGGCUAAAUCUGUUGGUGUGUCUCCUCCUUUCCGUUCUGCUGUGGAGGAGAUUCCACCUACUUGUGGGUUGGAAGAAGUAGUUAAGUUGCUUGUCAAGUAUCUGAAUUUGAGCUGGGUUACAAGUGGUGUUGGGAGUGAAAGCUACAUUGAGUAUGGCGAGAGUCCACGGUGGAAGACACCGACUUCAGGAUCGUCAUUCCAUGUUGCGAAUUUGAGUCUCAGGCCGCUCACUUCCUGGAACACCCAUUUACAGAGGCCGCUUUACCGCUAUAUAUUGAGGAGUUUCUUGUUCUGUCCCAUAGGAAGCUCAAUUAAGAAUGCAUCUCAGGUCUUCACUAUCUGGGUUGUGUACCUGGAACCAUGGAUGAUCAGUUUGGAUGAUUUCUCAGAUCUUGAAGCUGCUUUAAAUGGAUCUGUAAAAGAUGUGAAAAAGGAAGAGUCUUAUGAAUCACGCGUUUGUGGAUACACGUCUUUGUGGCAGAGCUAUGUGAUAUCCAAUUAUCUCUACUACAGUUCUCUGGUCAUGCAUUUUAUUGGCUUUGCGCACAAGUUCCUUCACACAGAUCCAGAAAUAAUAACUCAGAUGGUUCUGAAGGUGAUGAGUACAUUGACAUCGUCAAAAGAGCUUUUGGUUCUGGUGAAGAAUAUUGAUAAAGCCUUUCACUCUAAACAAACUGGACCAGGAAACUCAAAAGUGAACGAAUUGUCUCGAUUUGCUCCAUCUAUCCGUGAGCAGUUGAAGGAUUGGGAAGAUGGGUUGUGUGAGAGCAACGCUGAUGGUUCAUUCUUGCAUGAAAACUGGAACAAAGACUUGAAACUCUUUAGUGAUGGUGAAGAUGGCGGACAACAACUGCUUCAGCUAUUCAUACUGCGGGCAGAAGCCGAACUGCAAACUGUAUCCGAGAAAAACCUCACAGAGGCCCUUAAGUGUGUAGAUUCACUAAAAUCAGCGGUUUCAAACUUCUUUGGUGGGCAUGUCAUUAAACCAAUCGCUUUUUCCCUAGAGCCGGACCAUCCUCAAAAAAUCCGUGACGAGCUCUUCAAGCCACGUGGUGCUGGCAACCAAAUAGCAGGGAUUGUGAAGUACAAAGGGGACUGGAUGACCCGUCCGGUUUCAGAAGACGAGGUUGCAUGGAUGGCCAAACUGCUAAUCAACAUAUCUAUCUGGCUCAAUGAACGCCUGGGGCUGAACAAAUCUGAGACCAACAAAGAAAAGAAAGAGAAUUCAGAGGCAGUGUCAUAUGUAGACAUAUCAGGGGAAGAUGUGGGAAACGUUGGUGGACCUGGAGAUGCUGCAAGGAUGUUGUUGCGAGGGGUGGUGAUGGUAUGUGGUACGGUGUUGCAGCUGAUGAGAAGAUUCGGGGUUCGAGUCAAUCUUCGGGUCAUGGCUUCCAAGAAGUUUCUGAUGCUUUUAUUUCUCUAUGUCCUGUUUCUUGUACUGAAAAGGGUUGUCACAAGGAUGAUUUGGUAGAUUGGUGUCUAAAAUGAGUUAAAGUUGAACAAGUAUAAGGAAAAUAGACCCUCUCACUCGCAAAGAGGGUUUGAUAGGAAUUGGGAAAGCUGUUUUACGAAACAGGGACUGAGGUUUUUGGUAAU
Arabidopsis lyrata subsp. lyrata is the source of this 2804-nucleotide messenger RNA. RefSeq lists its product as uncharacterized. The record is from RefSeq and is a predicted model, not a curated record. Lineage: Eukaryota; Viridiplantae; Streptophyta; Magnoliopsida; Brassicales; Brassicaceae.